UGAAAAUUUGAAAAAAACGUAUAAUUUCCCUGGUGCGAUUAGGAAAGCUAUUUCCUAGAAUAUCCGGGCAUAAGACACUUCUUCUGAAAGUUUAAGAUCGAAGUUUGGUGCUUCUGGUGCUGCUUGAAGAUGACAGAUGCGAACGCUUUGUUGGCUCUCAAUUUGAAAAACACUUUAUCGUUUGAAACGAACGUUCGGAAACAAGGUAAGGAUGGCUUCGGUUAAACUUGGUAGAUUUACGAAAGAUAUAAUUCUGCACACAUCAAAGCCGUUGCCUGUCGCAAAAUACUUGAGACAGGAACUUUCUCACAUAUAGAAUGAAUCUAUAAGAAUGCUUUUGUUUUAUAGUACAAUGAUAUAUAUCGUGAGCAGCACAAAUCCAGCGAGUACAAGUUGAAGGACUGUAUUACUUUAAACUGAAGUUUCAUGGCUAGAAUGUUCUUCUUACGGCGGGCCGACUUUCUUUUUCGGAAGGAAAUGUAAAUUUGGCUAAAUUAUACUUUAACAAGCUGUUUUGUCCUUUUAAUGUACUGCGAUGUGAUGGUCCAAGUUCUAAUCGAUUUUUAUCAAGAAUUUGACGUAUUUUUUUAUUCCUUAGAGUGGUCGUAAAUAUUCCCAUACAAACUCUUAUAAUUCUGCCAUGAUUGUUAUUGCACAAGAUGAUCAUCUCACAGCUGGAGCUUGGGCCGCCUGUGCUCUCACUAGAACAGUUACAAUAAUAUUCAGCUAAGACUGACUAAGGAGAGACUUCCUUGACCAAAAUAUUUUGAAAAAUUAACUUCUUUAAACUCUCUUUUAACAUGAUUUGUUAGUCAGGGCUGUAAUUAAGUUUUGAAGCAGCAGUUACCUUGGAGGUAUCACCCACAGCAGUGUAAUAUGUAGUCGGCUAAGUGAAACAAGACAGCAAUUCACUAUCAUGUACUUCCAAAGAUCUGUGCUGUGAUUGGUGUUAGGGAUUGCAGCUCGUAUCAACGGCCUUUCCAGUAAUGCUGCUUUAGUUUAUCAUAUUUUUGUUGGAGUUAUUUUACCUUUCACACAUUUCUUUAGAUUACAUGCUUUCUUUCAACUAUUUUAGCUGAGAAGUAUCUCGAGACAGUGGAAGGUAGCAGUGGUUACAAUGUUCUACUAUUGGGCAUUGUGAAUAAUAAUAAUGAGGGUGAAUUGAUCAGAGUGGCUGCUGCCAUUGCGUUCAAGAACAGUGUGAAGCGAAACUGGAGAAUUGUAAGUCAAUUGGAAGUACAGCAUGAGAACUUGAAACUAUUUUUUUUUAAUGUUCUGUGUAUUUCAAAAACUGAAGGAUUCUCUUUCAUUAAACUGCUAUUUGAGUAACAUAAUACAGCCUGUAAAAAGAUUAGGGACUGAUGUACAUGACUAAACAAUUAAUGCACUUAUUGGUGUUAGAAUGAAUAAGAAAUUCAAAUACUGUGUGAUACUUAUAGUUUCUGAAAUGAACUGUCAUAGGUUUCAAGUGGUAACAAAACACUUUGUAGUUGCCAUUUUGGGCAUAAAGUGUGAAUAUUGAUUUUUGUUUUGUUAGAUUCCUGAUGAACCAAACAAGAUUAACGAUGCUGACAGGGAAACAAGUAUGAUGCAUUGUAGCAGUUCUGAUAUUACUGUGUUAAUUGAUUGAACCACUUCUAUAAUGCAUGGGUUGAUUUAGUUUUACUUGAAUUGAUUUAGCUUGCAAAGCAGUGUAGACCUGCUGAAUAGGUCACUGUGGCUGUCUGCAAUUAGCUAUUACUUCUGAAAAUUCUCACAAAGACAAGUUAUUUCUCCAUCCUGAAAGUUACAGAGUACUCAUUGGAUACAAGGUUGAUAUGAAUAACUUUACCCUUUGCUUUUAGCACCCCUUAAAUCAUAGAGGCACCCUUCCCAAACUCAUUUAUGUAUAUUUAAAUGCAGUUAAACGCAAUGUAAUGGAGUUAACAACAAAGAACAUCAGUGUUCUCUAGUAGUCAGCAGUUUUUUUCAUACGUGCAUGCCUUGGAGUUCCAUGUGUUCUUUGUUUGAGGCGUUCUUGUAUCUACUUUGAGCAUAAACUUACAGCAUUGUGAGGAGUGGCAGCUCAUUGUUCAGGCAGUUUUCCUCACCCCUUCCCUCCCUCUUUCCAAUGUUUAUUCAGUGUGACGGGUGCCUGUUUUCCUUUCCUGUGUGGGGGGCUCGUGGCUGCAUUGCCAGGAUUUGCCAGCCAUGGGAGAAGUCUCCAUUUAGGAGCUGGUUGCCAAUAGUGGAAGCUCCUGGAUGUUUCAGGCACCCAACCUCCACUUAGCAAUGCAGUUGUUAACAAAGUUAUUUAUAUGGAAACAGCAUAAGAUAUUGAUGAUCUGUUUUACUGUGGUUUUCUAGUCAAGAGAGAAAUUGUUGAUUUGAUGCUUAGAAGUCCUGAAAAGCUCCAGAAGCAGGUAGGGACUGGUUUGAAAGCAUCAUACUUGUCAUUGGGAAUCUUAAGCCCUGGAGGAAUUGAAGACUUUUUUCAACUGGAUGGUAUGUUUAUGAACUGAAAUUUGGAUUGGAAACUCCCAACAUUGUGAGCCCCUCUCUUAACCUCAGAAAGGGUGGAGUGGAUGAAAAUAUGCUACUAUUGAUAAAACUUAGAAAUCAGGGAUCAAAAUGAAUAAAUUUUUAUAUAGUGCAAGUUGUAUACUCAUGUAGAAAAUAAAUUAUUGGAGAGGUAGAGUUUUGUAUUGUAAAUCUAAGGGGUGAUGUUUUCAUCACUUUGGGGUAACCAGAUAUUUUUCUUUGUUUUAUUCUAAUGACAAAAGAAUGGUAUCUUUCUUUGAUUUUGCACAAUAAGCUUAGUGUUUGUGUUUUCUCUCUUUAUUCUCAGCUCAGUGAUGCAGUCAGUGUGAUCGGCAGAGAGGAUUUCCCACAAAAGUGGACAAAUCUGUUACCAGUGAGUAAUGACAGGGAGGAAAUUCCUUGUUAAGGGAGUGCUUUUGAAGAACAGAAUCACUUUCAUUGAUACAUUCUGUAUUCAAAACUGAGUCACACAGCUGUUGCAGUGUCACAAACCCUAUAUGUAUAUUGUGAAGUAACUUAUGUUGGAACUUUUUCUCCAGGAAUUAAUGCUAGACCAUCACAUAUCACCAACUCCCCUUCCCUCCUCUCCUUAGCAUUUUUUUAAGUUGAGAGUCCUGUUCAUGCACACAGUACACUGACCCUAAUGUAAGCUUUAAACUGGAGCUUUUGCCAACAGACUUUGACUAUUAGUGGUAUAAUGCUACAACAGAAAACUGUGCACAUAAUGUAAUGUCAACUUAAAGACUGGAACUGAACAGUAAUAAUAAAAGUUUUGUAUGUCACAUAUAGAUAAUUUCUUUGGUUAUUUUAUGGAUGGUAUGAACUUCUGAAUUUGAUUAAUUUGCAGGAGCUUGUGGCCAAAUUCAAACAAGGCGAUUUUCACCAAAUCAAUGGAGUUCUACAGACUGCUCAUUCACUAUUUAAAAGGUUUGAUUCCUGUCCUUGUAGUUCGUUAAAAAACCUCUUGAAUUAUCAUGAUCAUGGACCUGCUUAAGUCUAGGGUAAUUGAACUUUGUAUAUGACACUUUUUUGGCAAAAUGGCUUGACACCAAGUCAGCUCAGAAAGAAGAGACAAUUUCAUGGAAGAGACUAACAGAGUAUGAAUGGUAUUUUAUGAAAAUGUUUUCUCACCUAGAUUACAUACUACAAAAAACUAAGUUGGAAACAUGUUAUUUCCUGCAAUAUGACUCCUGGACAUAGAUUGCUAAUUUAUUCUCUAAUUUUUAAAAUUGUGACUAGAUAUCGUCAUGAAUUCAAGUCCCAAGAACUAUGGACUGAGAUCAAGUUUGUGUUAGAAAGGUUUGCAGAGCCAUUGACAAAUCUCUUUGAGGUUAGUAGUGUUGUCUUGGUUCAUUUUUGUGGCACCCAUCAUUAUGGCAGUUGUUUCAACUCAAAUGAACAAACUGAAUGUGAGGAACAAGCCAUGAGUCCUGUCUCAAUAAUUUGCCAUCUUUUCCUGCUUUGGUUAUAACAAUUAAUUUGCACCAUUGAAUUUAGCUGAAUUUGUUGUUCCUUUCAUAUAUGUGAUUGGUUGACUUUCUUUAAGUAUCCAUGGCAGUAGCAAUGGUACUGUAAGACAAAUAUGAUUGGGCAAAGACAAGUGCCACUUAUAUUUUCCACAUGAACAAAAAUGAAGAGGGCUGGUAAAAGUAGUAAAUAUAUACAAACCUUUCAAUCAAAUUUCAUUUUCACAUUUGUACAUGUAAGAUUAAGGUGUAUUCUUGUUACUGCUCUCUCUAGGCAAUCUGUAAGUUUGUUGUGUGAAUCUUUCAUAUAAUUCAGUAUCUGGCGUAACAACUGAGAUCAUGUGCAAUACAUGAAGAGAUACUUUCUUUAGAUGAAUUCUCUUUAUCUCUCUCUUCUUAAGGCAUUUAACAUACAUAUGAGCACUUUAUGUUCUAGGCCAUAAUGGAAGAAGCAAACAGAUGUGGAGGUGACCCAGCUAAACUAAAGGACAUUCUCAGCUCUAUCUUGCUUAUUUGCAAAGUUUUCUACAGCUUAAAUUUCCAGGUGAUCAAUAAUGUGUUCAAACUGACUCACCUCUGUUGAAGUUUGAUGUUAAGAACUUGAAAAUGUUCUGUAAACCUUGAAAUUUUUAAAAAUGGGAAGUAUGCUUGUGAGCAUUCAAGCUUUUAAAAUGCAAAAAAAAUGAGAGUCACUGUCACAGUUAAAUUUUCUGGUUGCUUUCACUUUGAAAUGUGUGAUGUUCUAUGGAAAGUUAUAUUCUGAUUACAAACUAUUGUUUAGUGCUAGGGGUAAUAACAGAGAACAUAGGACUUAAAAAAUCCCAAAAUAUAACUUAUCAAGAAGCAUCAAAAACUUUUGUAUUUGUUUGUUUUUUUUAAGAUUGUUUUUUGUUUCCAAAUUAUUUUGAAAAAUAUCCUUUGAUAUUUGCAUUUGAUUAAGGCAUCUUCACUAGCUCUUGUAAUGGAUGUGUACUUUAAAUCCUUAAUUCUUCCUAUACAAUGAUGAAAGUGCAAAUUUAUUUACCUGUACCUUCAAAGCUCACUCUAGAAGUAUUUUCAACUGAUUGUGGAAAUAAAUGUUGCAGGACUUGCCUGAACACUUUGAGGAAAACAUGGAAAAGUGGAUGAAAAACUUUCUCAUUCUUCUAACAACAGACAGCAAACAGCUGCAAGUUGAGGUUAAUGUCAAUUUUUUUUGUUAUAAGACAACAGUGCAGUGGAAGGUUUCUCCUGGGAUACCUCCACUCAAGGGAUACUAACUGUUGAAAUAUGAAAACACCAAAAAAGAAAAAACAAAUUGCACUGGCAUGACCUUUCUAUCUGUAGCCCUUCAUUGAGAGGAAAAGGUUCUUUGGUCACUUUCAUUUACCUAAUAACAUGUGAAAAGAUGAAGGAGUUUUGCAUGUGCAGCAUGCAUUUUUUAUUCACUUCCUUUUUAGAACUCCAACCUUUUGAACCUCUCACUUUGCAUUGCCUGUUGCAAGAAUGAAAACAGCUGAAAAUAAUAGAAUAGCAUAGCAACUUAGAGAAUCUAUAAACAAACUUGGAUUGCCAAUGUUAAUUAGAGUUAUAGUGAACUGGAAUUCUGUAAGCAAAAUAGCAGCUUGUCCUUUCAGGUUUAUUUCAAAUUGUUUAAAUUUCAAGUGUUAUUUAUAUUGCUUGGAAGUCAUUUCACUCUGUAAUUCUGCCUCUGAAAGGCUUUUGCUCCCCAAUUUGAAGUGUUGAGGUCAUAGGAAAAUUACAAAAACAGACAGAAUCAACUGACUAUCGGUUCAAAUUAUUAUGACUUAUCAAAUGUAGUGGGGAUUCUUUUGUUUGACUUUGUAGGAAACGGAAGAAGCUGGUCCAUUAGAUCUAAUUAAGUCACAAAUCUGUGACAAUGUAGCCUUGUAUGCUCAAAAAUAUGAUGAAGAUUUUGAGGUAGAGGAAUUCACUUAUUGAUGAUAAAUUUUUAGUAGUUAUUGUAAGCAUUGCUAAGAUUGCUUGGUGUGUCUUGUUAAAAACUUUUUUUCCUAGUGAAUAAAUCUGAUAUUAUCUCGACAGCUAUACCUACAAGGAGACAGAUAUGCAGACAGAUUGAUUGGCAUAAUGCUUUCUCCUAAACCUUCUGAAAAAAUAAUUAGAUCCUGUACUAGUAAAAUCCCUUGUUGCAGCAAUUUCUUUAAAUAAAAAGCAUACUUAAGAAUUCUGAAUUCAAAUAUUACAAAUCAUAUAUUUUAAAGUAGCAAGCCUAUAAAUUUAUAGUUAUAUUUCCUUCUUCAACUUUCAUUUAUUUUUUUGCAGAACUACUUGCCAAAGUUUGUGGAAGCUAUUUGGAACCUGCUUGUGAACACAGAGAAAAUAGCAAAACAUGAUAUUGUGAGUGUGAUUGUUAUCAGUGAAACUUCAGCAGGCUCUGCUUGGAGACUGAGUUAAUCCUUUACAUCCUAACAUCAGUAUACAUUUCUCUAUACUGUUCUCUAAACAUUUCCUAUGGUACUGACAAAAAGAAUUUGAUGAACAAUCCAGAGCUUUAGUUGGUGAUCAUUUCCUUUAUUCUCAUGACCUCAAUGUUUGUUUUAGGGGUGAUACUGAAAGGAGAAAAUAGUUACUAAUCACUCUUAGGGGUUAAAGGGUUCAGUUAAUUGACAUUUGUCAAAUCCACCAAAAAAAAAAGUGCAUAUUUGAUAAGUGUGAGUUUUACUUACACCACGCGGAUAAACAAAGAAAAGAGUGUACAAGUGGUAUACUGUGCUAGUUGACUUUAUUUUCUCAAACUUGAAGGGUUUGAGGUGUGACAGGAUUUAGAGAGGUGAGCUAGGAUGCCAAAGUAACUUUUUAAUGGAAGGACAUUUGACAACUGGGUACUUUUUGGUUUACAGGUUAUUAGCAAUGCUAUUGGAUUCUUGGCAUCAGCAGCAGAGAGAAAUCAGUAUAAAUAUCUCUUUGAAAAACAAGAAACCUUGGAAAGUAUAUGUGCAAAUGUUGUUUUACCAAAUGUGGAAUUUAGAGGUAAAUUUUUACUGUAUUCGGUAUUAUUUAAUAUUAUUCAUCAUUGUUUUUGCCUCAUUAUGUUCAACUUGAUGGUUUGGUGGUGUAGAAAUUUUAAAGAGUGGUGAUAUUUCUGUUUCAGUUUCUUUCUGGUGGAAUGUUCAGUAUUGCAAUAUUAUUUACUGGUCUUUUAAUUUUCAUCAGAGGAAGAUGAAGAAGUGUUUGAAGACAAUCCUGAGGAGUACAUCAGAAGAGAUAUUGAGGGCUCAGGUUUCAAAUGAAUUUCAUAUUUUAUUCAAUAAUAGUAAUCAUAACUUAAUAUGCCCCUCAGUAUUUGUUCAAUGAACUUACUGAAAAAAAAAAAAAGAGGAAAAGAAACUGAUCUAUUUGUCUACACUUUUAGCAGAUCUUAGUGAGCAGGGGACACCAUGAAUAAGUGAACUAGUACUGAAGUGGAUAAGACAUGAAUCAUUAUAAAAUAAUUCUAAUAGUAAGCGCGCUCUGAUUGGCCAUAAAACCAUUUUACAUGAGCGUAUGUAAACACGGUUUUCGUUCCUCCUUCAUUAGUUAUUUUAUAAAAGAAAUGUAAAAUGGUUUCUGUGUUUACAUAGCCUGGUGUAAACACGCGGGAGGUUGGGAGAACACUCAAUAAGCUGGAAACCACUCCACUUUGCGUCGUGGUUUCUUACGCUUAUCUCGUGUUGUCCCAACCUCCCGCGUGUUUACAUCAGGCUAUGUAAACACAGAAACCAUUUUACAUUCCUUCAUUGAAAAAUCCCAAUGCCUGAGGAACAAACCAGGUUGACUAGGAAAGUUAAGAAAUGAUUUGAAACUUAGAGCUUCAGAUUUCAAAUCCAGAGAACCAAAACAGUAGCGGUAACUGCAAAUAUUCUUUCAACAAUAAAGUUAUUGAUUCUUUUUAGAUGUGGACACCAGACGUCGUGCAGCCUCCGAUCUUGUGCGUGGAUUGUGCAAAUUCCAUGAGCAGCGUGUUAUAGAAAUAUUUUCUGGCCAUGUUGUGUCUAUGUUACAGGUAACCAAAAUUAUGCUUUGAUUCCUGAAAACUACAGAAGAACUAGAGACUGAAAGGAAAAUGAGCAAAGUUUGUCUUUCUCAUUCCUGCUCUCAUCAUUCUAGUUUUUUUGUUUUCUUAUAUUUGUCAAUCUUAUCAACUCAAUAUAGUGAAUACACAGUACACGUCACAAAAUUACUAUCAAAUAUGCAUACCAUGAGGGUUACAAAUCAUUGAUGCCUUUAAAUGUUUCUUGGUUCAUACUUUUGCUGUGAAUGUCACUCGUUUGAAGCUCUUGCAAGUUACUGAUCAGUCUUAAUAAGACGUAUAUGGUUAAGGCUCGUGUGAUGAUUAACUUUCUCCUUGGUAUAUGGCAGCUUUAUCAAGCAGAGAGUGGCAACAACUGGAAAGCCAAAGAUGCUGCAAUCUUCCUUGUUACAUCACUUGCAAGCAAGAAACAGACUGCUAAGGUAAUAAUUAUGUAUACCAGCAGGGUUUUCAUCAGGCGUUUUAUAUUGAAGUAUGCUGUAUUCUUUGGGUAAAUUUUGCUGGAUUUUUAUUUGGUUUGGGUACAAUUUAUACCAUUACAAGUUUUAAUUUAAAGUUUGUUGCUUGCCUCUUAUAAUUUGCUGAAAGUAUCGUUAAGAAGUUCUAGUUGUGUAGUUUUGCCUUCACUGUUUAACUCUUUCUUCCUUUCAGCAUGGGACAACACAAGCAAGUGAACUUGUUAAUUUGCAGAGCUUUUUCACUGAACAUAUUUUGCCUGAGCUACAGAUUAAAAAUGGUAAGUGAACCAUUAUGAUUGUUUCUCUAGAUCACCAAAUCAAGUUCGUUUUGUUUAACCUGCAGUAAAUAGAAAAAAACUUGCCUUCUUUUUGCUAAAAUUAGACUGAGGCUGCCAACAGAAGUUAGUAUUGUGGAGCUUUGUGAGCUUAACUUCCAUUGCUUGCAUUUACACCUGAGUAUGCAUGGCAAAAACCUUUUUUUAUGUAAUGUCAACUGUUGCUAACAGAUUAAAUUUAAAUCUGUUUUAUAUACAAUUGAGUUACAGGUACGAUAUUCCUGAAAAUUAUUUUCAUUUUGUCCUGACUUUUUAUUGUCUUUUUCUCUCUUUUUCAGUUGAUGAUCAUCCAGUGCUGAAGGCUGACUCCAUCAAAUAUAUUAUUAUCUUCAGAAAUAUGGUAAGUCGUUUAAAGAUAAGCUACAGAAUGUCUUUCUCACUUCUUUCUGGAGGAAAGUCUUAUAGUUUAUACUAGGGUUUUUGUACCAGGAAUAAUAAAAACUAUGGUAUGAGUAAUUUUAAAUAUGUCAAUAAACUGUGAUGCACUGCCAAACUCUUACAACCAACAUUAGCACAAAUGUAUCCCAGUGAGUAAUGGGAAAUCAAACAGGUCCUACUGUUCAAUACUGUAUCUAAUGAAAGAACUUUACAUCUGCAAUUCUGUCUGCAUUUAUUCUUUCAGCUUUCCCUUGAACUAAUUGUGGGAUGCCUGCCAUUCCUUGUGAAGCACCUAAAGGCUAAGAGCCAUGUUGUACAUAGUUAUGCUGCACACUGCCUGGAGAAGAUCUUUACACUCAAGAAUCCUCAAGGAAAAGCUUUGUAUGUUUCAUUGUUUUUGAUGUACUUGUAUGGGGGUAUGCCACCAUCUGUGUCAUAUGAAGUCCUUCUAAAUCUUCAUCUGAAACCUUGUAUUUAUGGGAAAUUUCUCCAAUUGAACAUUCUUUAUGUUGAAAGGGCUCCCAUUCUCAUGUGUAGCACUGUAUAGGAAAACUGUUUGUUUUACAAAUAUGUAGGAGACAUUUGGUAAUGUAAUCUUAUUUCUUUUUUUUUUCCUCCCAAUGAUGCAAUUUUUAUCUAAUGAAAUCAAGAGUUAAUGAACACAUUGAGAAUUGGAUCCAAAAUUGUUCUUUCAAUUUUUUUUAAUGUUCUUUGAGUUAAAUUCUGACCCUAAGAUUUUGUUACCAAUAUAGAAUUGCUUUUUGUUACCUUAUUUAGCUGCUGUCAUCUUAAGUGUCUUCAGAGCUACAGAAAAUAUUGAGCAUGUUGGUGAUAUAUUUUUUUUCCUGUGUAGAAUUGGUAAGGUUGAUGUGCAGCCACACUUAGAGGAGAUGUUAUCAAAUCUCUUUCAUUUGUUGAAAGUCCAAGGCUCACAGGAGAAUGAAUAUGUUAUGAAAGGUACUCUAUUUCUUUUGUAGAACAUUAGUAAAUCUGCCACAUAAACUUCGGCAUAGUUCUUCAAAUCAAUUAUUUGUGGUUGGACUUCUCUGUCCUGUCUUCAAAUGGAUUAUGACAGCUCUGGUUCUGUUCAAAUGGAUACUUUCCUGUGAGAAGGGUGACCCUUCUCUCAGGUUUCUUUUUCCUGAGCUUAUUACUCACAAACUGCAAUUGGCAGGACAAAUGACAGCACAACUUGCCUUUCUGCACUCAUAAUGAGAGCCGCAUUACUUGUGGUUUGCACCAGCAAGGACCUACUUUGUUAAGUUCAGUUUCAGAUGGAAAACACCUUAGUUUCUCUUUCCCAUCACAGGAUUAGCUGUUGAAGAAAACAAUCAGAAUCCUACUAGCACUUACUAAUAAAUCAAACUGCCCGAGAUUGUUGCUUUAGAGAAGAUUAUCAAUCUGUUUUUUACAUGCAGCAAUCCCUAAUUGGCUAGGGAGACACAUAGUUUCCUAUUAUGGGACUAAAAUGUGCAGCCAAAAUGUGCUGGUUCAAAGGACAACUUAAGAUGGAUACCCAAAUAGAUAGCAUCUGUAAAACUGCAUUUUUUCACUUAUGUAACAUCAGAAGGAUAAGAAAAUUUCUUAACUUUGAAUAUACAAAGAUUCUAGAGAAUGCUUUUGUAACUAGUCGUUUGGACUCUGCCUAACAACCAACUACAUAAACUACAGAGAAUCCAAAAUGCGGCCGUUCAGCUAAUCUGUAAUUUAUGUCAUUUCGAACACAUCACCCCAUCACUGUACAGGCUUCAUUGGCUACCCAUUAACUAUAGAAUCCAGUUUAAAAUUCUUCUUUUUAUAUAUAAAGCCCUCAACUGUAUCACUCCUCGUUAUAUAUCUGAACUUGUAGAACUGAAACCAGCCUCAAGGUACAAUCUUAGAAACUCUGAUGAUAUGCUUGUACUGAGCAAUCCUUCUUUUAAGAGUUGUAUCACAUUAGUUGACCGCUCAUUCAUAUAUGCAGGGCCUAAACUGUGGAACAAGCUACCGAGAGACAUAUGUUAUGCCAAUACUGUACAUAUUUUUAAGGGUCUUCUCAAAACUCACCUGUUUAGGGAAGCCUAUCUGCUUUAAAUACCAUUGGUCUAACAAUAUUAUGAUAGUUAAGAUUUUAAUGAUUAUAAAGAUUGUAAUGAUUAUGUAUACCAUAGUUUUAAUAAUAUCACAUUUGUAGAGAUUUUAAUGAUUAUAAAAAUUGUUAUGAUUGUAAAUACUAUACUUUCAAUAAUCAGGAUUGUAAAGAUUGUCAUGAUUGUGAUGAUUGUAAAGACUGCUGUAAGAUUAUUAUACUGUAAUACACGUGUGAGCAUCUGCAUAUGUAACAUGCACAAUAUAAGUAAAUAAAUUAUUAUUAUUAUUAUUAUUAUUAUUAUUAUUAAAAUUGUAUAGAAAUAGUUAUAUAUUUUUUUUUUGGUUGUUAUUUUGCAGCAAUUAUGAGGUCAUUUUCCCUACUCCAGGAAGCCAUCUUACCUUAUUGUGUUGUGUUAAUUGCUGAUUUGGCAUCUAAACUGGCUCUGGUUAGCAAGGUGAGGACUUUAAUACCAAGAAUGAUCAGGAUUUAAUUUCUCUUUUAUUGUGAGCAUUAACCCUUGAACUCCCAUGAGUGACCAAGAGAAAUUUCUUACAAUAUUGAUACAACAUCAGGGAGACAAGUAAUGAAAAUAGACCAAAAUUUCCAUAAGGGGAUUAUAUGUUGAUCCAAUACCAAAUUCUCCAAAGGAACUUCAAAAGAAUUGCAUGGCAGACAGUAGCGAGAAUUUCUCAUGAGAUCCUGGGAGUGAAAGGGUUAGGAUUAUUAUGCUGAUAGGAAAAGGUUAUGAAACUUGAUAGCCAUCUUAAUCUUGUGAUGUGUGAUACAUGAUUAAAACGUUUUUCUAGAUUUAGAGAAGUCAAACAUAGCACCUUUAUCUAGGCUACCUUAAAUGAUUACAGAGAAUAAAAACUUCAUUUAUAUUUUUUUUAUUGUUGAAAAUUUUUUCUGUGGUUAUUUAAGGAUGGAUUUGAUUUUCUCUCCUUUUUACAGAAUCCUAGCAAACCACAAUUUAAUCACUAUCUUUUUGAAGCCAUUUGCUGUGCUAUCAGGUGUGUUAAAACAGCUUUGGUUUUGUCAUGUUUUUUUUUAUCACUAGAGGAGCAAAGUCACAGGGAUAGUUGUGCACUGAAAAGGGAGAAUAAAUGAUGGUACCAAUCCGAUAUGUCAAUGCAACUGACAUGUUUGGGAAGUUCCUUGUCAAUAAUGAUAGUUGAUAAAUUACAUAAAUCAAUCCUAUAAUGAACUGACUGUGUAAGGAGUACAGCAGAUUAAAAGUGCUUAAUUUCAAAGAAAUUAUACAUGUGUGUUAUUGUGUGUUUAAUUGACAUUUGAGGCAAAACAACAGUACACUGAACUAUAGUAUGCUUCAAGUUUUGAAUAGCAAUAAUAAGAUAUGGCAUGUAUAUUACUGAAUUUAAAUUCAUUAUUUAAAAGGUCAUACUGAUUAGUUCCUUAUACUUUUAUAUUAGAGUUAUAUGCAAAGCAGAUCCUUCAGCAGUGGCAGGAUUUGAGAAGAUGUUGUUUCCUGUGAUUCAAGAAAUUCUCACAAAUGAUGUCACAGGUACUAAGUGAAUCUAACAGAUGUAACAGUUAAAUUAAAUUGUAGCCAAAUGGGGGGAAAAAAAACAAAGAGUUCUUCAGCUCUGGAAUUUAUGUGAAGCAUUUUUAUUUUUUAAGUUUUGUAUACAUUCAAACUCUGUUCAUCCUUGUGUGGUGAAGGUCACUUCCUUUGGACUUUACUUUGGAUUUCCCAGCAGAUUUGGUUUAAGUAAAUGCGGGGUAAUGUUUGGCAAGAAUUGAUGUCUGUGUUUAUAAGAAAUGCCUUCAUAAAUACAGGGUUUGCAUGAAUCAUGAAAAACUUAUAAGGCAUGGAACUAAAUGAAUACAUUUCCUAGGCCUGGAAAUAUAUGAAAAGUAGGCAUUGGUGAUGAACCUUUUUUUAGAACAACAAGGCUAAAAAAGCCUUAAAUGAAUUUUGGAUCACUUUGAGGCACUUGAUUGGGGAUCAUGAAAAAAUAUUCUGUACAUGGGAACAGCUUUGAGUUAAAUCGUCUUUUACUAGUAUAUGUGCCCAUGAAAUAUCCUCAAAUGAGCAAUUAUCAAUUAGCCUAUUUAGGUGUAUGAGGCUGCAUUUUAAUCCAGAUUGGCUGUCAUGAUGCAUUUCAUUUUUGUAUUGCCGUUUUGUUUUUCACAGAGUUUCUCCCAUAUGUGUUCCAAGUGUUGUCAUUGUUGCUGGAAAUUCGACAUGAAAUUCCAGAGCCUUACAUGGAGCUCUUUCCUCUUCUUCUCUCUACAGUUCUCUGGGAAAGAAAUGGUACAAGAUCGAAAUAGAUUUUUAGAAAUAUUAUAGAUGAUUAACUUUCCCUUACUCAUGAUAAGUGUUUUUGCCUCUUAAAACAUCUGACAAUAGUUUAGAAGGGCAAGUGCUAUUAAGGGUAGUGACAAAGGAGGGUAGCAAUUUCCUCAGUACAAAGGAGGUCACCAUAGCAACAAAGCCACAGCCCACUUCCAGCCACCUUUCAACACAACACUGACAAACCAAGUGUGAGGAUUUAUAGACAUACUCAGGAAACAAGUUGAAUAAAGCACUUGGCAGUACCCCUGCAAACCUUCUUGGGGCUCCCCACAUCCCAUGGGCGACCUUAGCUUUAAGCUGUCCUUAAUGACUGUUAUUCUUCAUUAGACGAUAUUCUUAAUUGUUACCAUACAUUUAAUAAACCACAAGACCCCGAAGCUUUUUUAUAACAAGUCAUUUUAGUUAUUAGCAAAACUAUCCAUUUAGCAAGUUUUUCUUGAAACUUUUUUUUAAUUCAUAUACACUGGAUGCAUUGUUAGAUUAAAGGAUAGCAGAAAGUCUUAUACUGACACAAAAUCAAAGUGAUGUCAGUUUUGUCAAUUAGAUUGUGAUCAAUUUGUCUCAUACUGAUCCACCUGCUUAUUCAGGAAACAUACCACCACUGGUGCGUUUGCUUCAAGCCUAUAUCGAAAAGGGAAGCAAAACUAUUGUGGAAACAAAGAAGGAGGUAAUGCAGAAACUACUCAUUUUUGGCAACAAUAACAUAAAAAGUUAAACAGAGUACUCUAACUUUACAGAUAGAUCAAACUUGUUAUCACUCAAGUGAUAAGCAGUAAAUCUAAUUCCUUAACAGUUAGCAACCUUGAAAACCAUGGAGGGCCAACCACUCAUGUCAUAUCUGGGUUAUUGCAUGGGGCUGAGUAAAUUUAAACAUUAAUAUCAUUCAUGUUUUCAGAAGUUGUAGAAAUUGCCCUUGGGCUUUGCACAACUUUGGCAAUUUCUGCAACUUCUAUAAACACAAGUGAUUUUAGUCCUUAAAUUUAUGACACAACAAGUGAUUACUUGUUUAUGAUAUAGAGUAGGUACAAAAUGCAUACUGUUAUGCACUUUCAUAGGAAGCCAUUUAAGUGUUUUGUCAGUGUCAAUAAUCUGUAAAAUGCGUGAAUUGGCUGAAUGAAAUUUUAUUUGUUUGUAGCAAUGCCAAAGUAAUAAAACCAGCCCCACUAAAAACACAUUUGCUAUCAAUUAAAUUAUAAUACAUUUAGGAAAAAUUAAGGAAAAUGUCUGCUGUCUCAGCCAAUCGGCAUUUAUUGAUUUUGCCCUCCAUGUUAUAAGGGGAGAAACAGUUGAUUCUAUUAACUCAAAGUUAACCCUGUAUAGAUGUGCUUGACCGUGUGUGAAUGAUUCUUUAGGUUUGGCUCUUUCCUUCCUUUUGAUGUUUAAGGUCUUGCUGGGAGAAUGUUUAGCAAACAGCCAAGGAUUUUGAGUUAUUGUAGUGUGCAUUUUUUUAAAAAAAGAGAAAAGACAGGAUUGUAAUGCAAUGAUAAUUUUGUUUUUGUAUUGUUGUAACAGAUGGGCAUGCUAGGUGUUUUUCAAAAGCUUAUUGCCUCAAAGAGCAAUGAUCAUGAAGGAUUUUAUCUGAUAGGAAGCAUGGUGGAACAUUUUGAACCGUAAGUUUGUAUGAUUCUCUUUGAAAUGUUUUCACUAGUGAUUUGUAAAGCGAAUGACUUGGUAAAGUUUUGUUGAUUAAUGAAUGUGUUUUUUGUUAUACAGGUCUUCCUUGGCGCCACACAUAAAGUCUGUUUUUCUCAUCCUCUUUCAAAGGUUACAGAGUUCAAAAACAACCAAAUUUGUCAAAGGUAUUACCUGUCAAGAACACUUGUUUUCUUAGAAUUUAGCUUUAAAUUGUGAAUUUAAAUUGGAAUCUUAGAUGCCUCUUCAAGGUCUUUUUCCCUCUAAUUUGUCCUUGUUGAAAUAAAAUUUCUUAUUAAAUUUUUAAAUUAUUCCCUGUUGUAGGUUUGCUGGUAUUUUUCUGUCUUUAUGCUUCUAAAAGUGGUGGAGAAGCACUGAUGAAUACCAUAGACUCCAUUCAGGAAGGGUAAGGAGGACAAAUUGUAAUUAUUUACUGGUUUACAAAGGAACCAAACCUGUACUGCAAGAUGUAGACAGUACUUUGACAGAAGGAGGAGAGUGUAAUCUGUCGUGUACCUGCUGUACCAAUUCACAACUUUUUGAGCUAAAGAUCAGAUCUCUAGUUACCUCUUUGUGCUACUACUGUAUGGUAUGGGCAGGUCACCUUUAAAUCACUUGCAAGAGUUUAAAGAGGGGAGGAAAAAAUUCCCUAUAUUGUAAUUGGCCAGUUACCCUCGUGUGCAAGUGCUAAGUACUUGCAAGUUUUACUGAACAGUCUUUCAACAAGGUUUUGUCCAAGCAGUGGCUCACAGAGCUUCUCACUUUUGAGUGCUAAUUCAACUUGCACUGUAUUGUUUGUUUUUGUACUAUGAGUGUGUAAAGUUGAAAGUUGAUUUUUGUAUCAGUUGUAUUAUCAAAUGCUAUUAAAGCUUAAUUGUUUCUUUUGCAGACUUUUUGGGAACUUUGUUGAGAGAGUACUAAUUCCUGAUGUGCGCAAGGUAAGUCCUUAGUCGUCUUGACCAUAACACUCCCAGGAUCUAAAUAACAAUUCUCUUUAGUGGUUGUCAAACAUGUCUAAUCAUUUUAGCUCUUAGAAUUUGGUGUGACAUAGAACAAUCUCCCUAAGUGAUAUCUGUCUCUCUUGUAAUCACCUUAAAGUUUAUUCUUGAGAAAUCACUGAUAUUGUUGAGGUCUUGUUAGGAAUUGAAAAGGAUAACCCUCCCAAGUUCUAAAAGUUCGUUUUGCUUACAGAUUUUUGUAUCCUUCUUUGAAUAAGUUAUACAUUCAAACAAUAUCCCAAAGUGGGUAAUUUUCCAUUUCACCAUUGGCAUACUUGACUGCUUAUUAAGAAGUGCAUGGGGAAUUUGCAUACAGGGUACUCAUUACUUCUAUUAAAAGAAAUAAAAUGAUAAAUAAAAUCCUCAAGAGUUAGAAUACCCAAAUGAGGACAAAUUUCCAGAAUUUUUGUUUUCUUUUAAACAAUUCUCUUUCUUCUAAUUUCUUGAUGAAAUUAGUAUAUGUCUAAUAUGAAGAUUGUGUGCUGACCCUUGUAGGUAUCAGGGAGUACAGAAAAGCGGAUCUGUGCUAUUGGAAUAACCAAGCUUCUUACAGAUUGUCCUAAAUUUCUAGAAACUCACAGUCAUGUUUGGUGAGGCCUCUUUGUUUUCCUAACUUGGAUUAGGGUUUUUAAUCCCAAGAAAAUAUCCUCAUCAUCCUUUUUGGUUUGAACUCCUUGCUAGGGCUGUUAACACAAAUUAACAAUGGCCAAACUUUGCCUGUUGCUUUGAGGUUUUUUUUUUUUUUUUUGGCCCUUCAGCCAUCAAUGUGAGAUACAGUUUAGUAGACAAUACAUUAACUUGAAAUUUUAGUAUCAGCUUUGUCUGCUCUUCAGUUACAUAUGUAUACCUCCAAAUUAAAAUACAAUUUGCUCAACCCCUCUGGAAAUUAGCAUUUCUCUUCAGACUUGCUGAAAUAAUAGGGGGGAAAAACCCUGUCCUCUGAAGAACUUCUAAUGAAUCCUUAUGUUGAGUGCAGAAUCUGCACUGGAGACAUUUUCAUAGUACACAUACUCAAAGUAAUUUUGUUAUUUAUUGCAAUCACUUUUCUUUUUAUAGGACCCCUUUGUUACAAGUUUUGAUUGAAUUCUUUGAAUUACCUGAAGAUGAUUCGAUCCCUGAUGAUGAGCACUUUAUAGAAAUUGAAGACACACCAGGUAUUUUUAUUGCUAAUGAAAAUAACUUUGAACAUCCCAGGGCAUUGACUUACUGUAAUUUGAGAAACCUGGAUUUUCACAGAAUUGCAGAUUCUCAUUUUCAAGGGCUCAGAGAGGUCACCAAACAUUGUGAAAUUCUGAAAUAUAAAUUUUCCUUUGGUAAUAUUCAAGCCCAAUUAAUGGCUUAUGUUGUAUGCACAUGCUCUUUUUUGUCAGUUUUAACAGCCAACCAAAAAAAUAAUUCCCCUGCCAGUUAUUCUAGGGUAGUUGUGGAUUAGACUUACAAUCCCUUAUGGUGAACUAAGUUUCAGAAGAAAGCAAAUCAAAUAUCAAAUGUUGUUUGAUUUUUCACAGGUUAUCAGACAGCUUACUCCCAGCUGGCAUUUGCAGGAAAGAAGGAAAGAGAUCCAUUUUCUGGUAUGAUUCCUGAUGCCAAAGUUUUCCUUGCACAGUCACUACAGAAACUGUCAUCUACACACCCUGGAAAGGUAUGGUAGACAUAAUGCAAACAUGGUUACAAUCAUAACAUGAUUAAAAAACCCCUCUUGAUAGGAAUGCUACUCAUGCUGCAUGAUGAAGGUGUGGAACUCAGGACCUUGAUUCUUGAACUGGUAGAACACUCAGUUCAACAUGUGGUUAUGAAUGUACUUAUUUACUUAUUUUUUCAAAUUUUGUCAAUUCUUAUAGAUAAACACCAAGAUCACAUCUGAACUUCAUUCAGAUGCUCAAGGAUUCUUGCAGAAAUACCUUCAAGAAGCUGGUGUCAGCCUGGGAUGAACAAGAUCUCCUGUUAGUCUACCUUUAAUUUAAAGCCAAAAAGGAAAAUGCUACAGUUUAGCAAAGGUGUAAUUUAGAUUAUGAUCAUAGGAUGGCAAGAAACUGACUGAGAACUUCAUAUGUAACUGUAUACAGUUGAUUAUUGAGCUUAUUAGGUGAAAUUCAAAUGGUUGGUGUAAAGCUGAAGAUCUGGGAAAUAUUAUGUAAACCAAUAUUUUCAAGCUUAUAGGGGGCAAAGGGGUAAUUGGGCCUGAAAAGGAGCAAGUACAAAUAACCCAAACAACUUUUGCCUAAAAUCACAAUAAUUAAAAAAUCUCUAAAAAACCAUAGAACUAUCAAAUGAUGUCAAGAAAGACCUAAAAUCCUCUGAGUAUAGCUUCUUAGUCAUCUAAUUAACUGUAAUAUAUAUAGAGACAAAUUAGUAAAAAAACCACACACUGACUGUCCAAGAAAGAAAAAUUGGUUUAUAUGAUAUCAAUCUGUUAAAAGUUCUGUUUUUCUUAUAGAUUGUUUAGAUAUGGACAUGUUAAGAAGUGACUAAAUUUUGGGACAGAAAGAUUGAAGUUACUUUGUACUACAGGCAGGCAGGCUUGUUAUACCAGAAACCAUGAUCGGUUUAGUUACAGAUAACCCCAUGGUGACUGGUUUUUCAAUCAUUCCUGGGUUCCAUUUCAGUUCAGACGGAUUAAAUGUGAAUACACAGCUGAUGUGCCAUAUGUGUAGCUAAGUCUCUGUCUUAUGAUGGAAGUUAGAAGCACAUAUAUUUGUAUGAUUUGCUGUUAUCAUUAAACAUGUAAUGUACAGCUAACAUAGAUAUUUGAGAUAAUAAAAAGCAGUUACAAC
Pocillopora meandrina is the source of this 18979-nucleotide messenger RNA. The record is from the annotation of a GenBank genome assembly. NCBI's taxonomy places the organism in Eukaryota, Metazoa, Cnidaria, Anthozoa, Scleractinia, Pocilloporidae.